Messenger RNA from Dermatophagoides pteronyssinus (European house dust mite), 2261 nucleotides. Its product is annotated as ER degradation-enhancing alpha-mannosidase-like protein 2. Gene Ontology annotation, biological process: carbohydrate metabolic process; endoplasmic reticulum mannose trimming; mannose trimming involved in glycoprotein ERAD pathway. Gene Ontology annotation, cellular component: membrane; endoplasmic reticulum. Gene Ontology annotation, molecular function: calcium ion binding; mannosyl-oligosaccharide 1,2-alpha-mannosidase activity. The record is from RefSeq and is a predicted model, not a curated record. Lineage: Eukaryota; Metazoa; Arthropoda; Arachnida; Sarcoptiformes; Pyroglyphidae.
AUUUCAUUAUCUAGAAUAUUAUGAUCAUUUUAAAUAAAACCCAUCUAUUCUCUAUCGGAUUGUUUUUGCUUUUACAAUCAUUGGAAUUUUCACAAAGCCGGCUUAUUCCAUUUUCCAAAAAUGAUAAAAUCAUAUACAAGGAAAAAAUUCUUUCCAUGUUUUAUGAAGCUUACAACAGCUAUGUCGAUAAUGCAAUCGAAUAUGAUGAAUUGAUGCCAAUUAGUUGUUCGGGAAUAAACACAUGGGGAACAUUCUCACUUUCAUUGAUCGAUGCCUUAGAUAUGUUGGCUAUUGUAGAUAACCAUACUGAAUUUAGACGUGUAGCUCAACAUAUUAUCGAUACGGCCGAUUUUGAAACAAAUACAAAUGUUUCUGUUUUUGAAACAAACAUUCGAGUUGUUGGUGGUCUUUUGUCAGCGCAUCUUUUUUCCAGACGUGCUGGAUUUCAAAUUGAAAAUGGUUGGCCUUGUUCAGGUCCCUUGCUUAGAUUAGCCGAAAGAGUAGCAAGAAAAUUACUACCAGCAUUUAAUACAUCAACGGGAAUGCCAUAUGGAACAAUUAAUUUUCGUUAUGGUGUGCCAGAGAAUGAAACUCCCAUUACAUGUACAGCUGGUGUAGGCACUUAUAUUGUCGAAUUUGGGACAUUAAGUCGUUUGACUGGAGAUCCAAUUUUCGAGGAAGUGGCCCUCAACGCAUUGGAAGCUUUGCAACGUCAUCGUUCGAAAAUUGGUCUUUUAGGCAAUCAUAUCAAUGUUCAGGAUGGAAAAUGGACUGCUACCGACGCUGGUAUUGGUGCCGGUGUUGAUUCAUAUUUUGAAUAUUUAGUCAAAGGGUCUAUAUUAUUACAAAUGCCUAGUCUAAUGGAAGUGUUUAAUUAUGAUUAUGAUUUAAUCAAAAAUUAUUUGAGGAAAAAUGAUUGGUUUAUUUGGGUUAGUAUGGCCACUGGUUCAGCAACAAUGCCAAUAUUUCAAUCACUUGAAGCUUUUUUCCCCGGUUUAUUAACGUUGAUGGGUGAUCUGGAUCAGGCGAAAAAAUCAUUAUACAAUUAUCAUCAAGUAUGGAAACAAUAUGGUUUUGUUCCCGAAUUUUAUGAUAUUGUAAAUGGAAAACAUCAUAAACGAGAAGGAUAUCCACUUCGACCAGAAUUCAUUGAGAGUGUUUAUUAUUUAUAUCGUGCUACAAAAGAUGAUCAUCUUCUUACUAUUGGUGCUGAUGUUGUCAAUUCCAUUUAUUAUUCUGCUCGCACUGAUUGCGGCUAUGCAACAAUAAAAAGCGUAUCAGAUCAUACAAUCGAAGAUAGAAUGGAAUCAUUUUUUCUUGCUGAAACAUUGAAAUAUUUGUUUCUGUUAUUUGAUGAAGAUAAUUUCAUUAACGAGAUUGGUUCCUUUGGAACGAUGAUUGAGCUUGAAAAUAUUCGAAAUUUUAAAAAUAAACAUAGCUGUGUGGUUGGAUCAGGUGGAUACGUAUUCAAUACGGAAGCUCAUCCUGUUGAUAUUUCAGCUUUAACUUGUUGUGAUCGAUAUUAUGGCCGCGAGCUGGAUUUCUUCGAAGAUAAUGUUGAUCUAUAUGAUUUAUUUAUUCGUAAACCUAUUAAGAGAAAAGAGGAGUUAUCAUUUACAUCGGAUAUACAUUCUACAAGUGAAAAUGUGGAAUACUUUGAUGUAAUACAAACUACUCCAACAAUAUCAAGUUCCUCUAUAAGUACGACAACCCAAGAAAAACAUUCCGAUGAACAAAUAUUGUUAGCAACGAAAACCAAACAUCAAGAUGAAAGUAGUCAAACCGAAUUAGAGGCAAGUUUCAGUCAGGAAAUUUAUUGGAAUGUAAAUGAACCUGAAUCAACAAAUUCUUUUCACACACCGAUUUAUGUCCUAAAAACUGAAAAUGAAACCCAUUGUAGUCAAACCACCAUCAACAAAAAUUAUCCAUUUAUUUCGAAUGAUGAACAUUUAACGGGAGUUUAUUCUGCCGUUCCUUCCAAGUCUUCCAUCGAAAUUAAACCAGAUUCGAUACUGAUCAAUAGAUCAACAAUGGUAAUCAAAACGAUCAACAUAAAUGAUAAUAAAACAAGUGAUAGUGAUCAACAAAAAUUUGAUUCACAUGCUGAAAAUGAAGAGAAGAUUCAUGAUCAUCAUUAUGGUGACUAUGAACUAUUGAAAUGUCCUUCACAAUCAUUUUUUAUUCGUCUUUCAUUAUAUGGACAAAUGUUUGAAUAAAUUCCUUUCUAUUUUGUUUAUUAAAUAUAUCAUAUGAAAAUGGAA